UUCUCAUUUUCAGUCAGAGUCAAUAUAAUAACAACCCUUCCCUUAUUUUCCGAAUAUUGAAUUGAGAAAUCUUCCUUCAACUCAAAUAACAAAACCCCAUUACGUUAUUUCCUAUUAUUGGUGCCAAAGCUUCAAACUUUCUGCUUCUUCUUCUUUUGGGGGUAAGAAUCUUCUCUCUUAUGAAUUUAUAGCCAUUGAUUCUGACCUAUUUGUGAUUUGAUCCGAAUCAGAAAUCUUUGGGUACUGGGUUGGGUUGAUUCUAGGUUUUGUUGGGGAAAAGAUGUGGAAUUAGGACUUGGGGCUCGAUUUUUCCAUCAUAAGAUUGUUAAUUUUUGUGCUUAUUUUGUUAAAGUUUCAGUUUUGAGCUUGUUUGGUCAUCUGGGUAGGUGUCCCGUUGCCCCCAGGUUGCUCUAAUUGUGCAAAUAUAUAUAUGGCUGUCUUGUUGUGAAAAAUUGGUAGGAAUUAGGGUUCAGGUUCAGGCUUAAGUCAAAGCCUCAAGCUUUGUUGGCUUUUCAUUCCUUUCAUCAAUAGUGAAAAUGUCAUCUGCUGGUGUCUCCACUCUUAGCCCUGUCCUAAGGGAGCUAUUGUUGUCUCCAAAUGGAUUCCAUACCCCACACUUUUCUUUGGAUGAUGAGUUCAUUUUCAUAUAUCUCUCCUAUUUGGGGUCUUUGACUCCAAUGCGUGUUCUACCUUGUGACACCAUUGAGUCAGUAAAACUCAAAAUCCAAAGAACUCAGGGGCUUCCUUCAUUAACAAACAAAAAAAAGUUGGUUUGUGGUGGCCGGGAGUUAGCGCGAAGCAAUUCUCUACUCAAGGACUAUGGGGUUAUAGAAGGAAAUGUUUUGCAUUUGGUAAUCAGACACUCAGAUAUCCAGACCAUCAAUGUGAGAACUUCUUGUGGGAAGGAAUUUACUUUUCAGGCAGAAAGAUGCAGGGAUGUUGGGUAUGUUAAGCAACAGAUUGCGAAAUGGGAGAAACAGUUUGCUGAUCCUGAACAGCAGGAAGUUGUGUGUAAUGGGGAACAGCUUGAGGAUCAGAGGCUUAUUGAUGAUAUCUGCAGCAAACAUAGUGAUGCAGUGAUACAUCUUUUUGUUAGAAUGAAAUAUGCAGAAGUUAGGACAGGACUAGAUGAGUUGUCCGUUGUGGCAGCAGAGCUGAAUGAUACAAAAAAUUAUGAUGUUAAUGAAGACAAUUAUAGGAGAAAUUAUGGCGCUAGCAAAGAAGAUGCAAGAAGGGAGUAUGGUGCCAUUGAGGAAAUUGUUCCAAGAAAUGCUGUUGACAGAGAUCUUCUUUUGGAGCCAGUUAUUGUUAACCCUAAAAUUGAAUUAGCUUCAGAGAUUUGGAAUAUGAUAAACUCUACAUAUGACGGGUUAGAUAGUGGAAAUUAUCCGAUCAGAUCUGCGGAGGGUACAGGGGGGGCUUACUUUAUGCUUGAUUCAACAGGGCAAAGGUAUGUAUCUGUUUUUAAGCCUAUUGAUGAAGAGCCAAUGGCUGUGAAUAACCCUAGAGGUUUGCCUUUGUCAUUAGAUGGUGAAGGCUUAAAAAAGGGUACUAGAGUUGGUCAAGGAGCAUUCAGGGAAGUUGCAGCUUAUAUUUUGGACCAUCCAAUCACUGGCCGCCGAUCAUUAUUUGGUGAUGAGAAGGGCUUUGCUGGGGUUCCCCCGACUGUUAUGGUGAAGUGUUUGCAUAAUGGAUUUAACCAUUCAGGGGACUGGACUGCUAAGAUUGGCUCUUUGCAAAUGUUCAUGGAGAAUAAUGGAAGUUGUGAGGAUAUGGGGCCUGGGGCUUUCCCGGUGAAGGAAGUGCAUAAAAUAUCUGUGCUGGACAUAAGACUGGCAAAUGCAGAUAGGCAUGCUGGGAAUAUUUUACUCAGCAAAGAGGAUGAAAAUGACCAGGCUGUUUUGAUUCCAAUUGAUCAUGGAUACUGCUUGCCCACAAGUUUCGAAGAUUGUACCUUUGAAUGGCUUUAUUGGCCUCAAGCUCGCCAGUCAUACUCCCCUGAGAUCAUUGACUAUAUAAAGUCACUGGAUGCCGAAGAAGAUAUCGCUCUUUUGAAGUUUCAUGGAUGGGAUCUGCCAGUUGAAUGUGCUCGCACUCUUCAAAUCUCAACCAUGCUUCUGAAGAAAGGAGUGGAGAGAGGGAUGACCCCCUUUGCCAUUGGAAGCCUCAUGUGCAGAGAAUCCUUGAACAAGGAGUCUGUGAUUGAGGGAAUUGUAAAAGCAGCUCUGGAUUCUGUUCUUCCUGGUACAACUGAAGCUACAUUUCUGGAUGCUGUUUCCGACAUCAUGGACCAGCGCCUUGAUGGGAUCACCAGUUCCAUUUCUUAGUUAAAGCUGAGUUCUGCAAUAGAAGUUGGUAUAUAAAUGUAUGUGUACAUGUGUUCUCGUACAUUUCUAUAGCUCAAAUGAUUGUUUUCCUGUUAUUUCACAGUAAUAACUCUAGCUCUUGUUUUUUAGUAUUUUCCAACGUUUCACAAAUUCUUUCAUCAAGUUGUCCUUUUACCUCUGAACUAUGAAAUUUGUAAUGGUAGACAAAUCCUUUAUCUUUUGAAUUAUA
This is a messenger RNA of Gastrolobium bilobum, 2556 nucleotides long. RefSeq names its product phosphatidylinositol 4-kinase gamma 4-like. The transcript is spliced from 2 exons. NCBI's taxonomy places the organism in Eukaryota, Viridiplantae, Streptophyta, Magnoliopsida, Fabales, Fabaceae. The coding region runs from base 537 to 2327 and encodes 596 amino acids. Gene Ontology annotation, molecular function: protein binding. The record is from RefSeq and is a predicted model, not a curated record.